Molecule: messenger RNA, 702 nt
Organism: Diutina rugosa
Lineage: Eukaryota; Fungi; Ascomycota; Pichiomycetes; Serinales; Debaryomycetaceae
Exons: 1
Coding region: 1-702 (233 amino acids)
Source: RefSeq, a predicted model, not a curated record
AUGUCUGUGUCGGCAUUUCCAGCUACUGGGGUUCCUCCCCAGCUUGAAGACUGUGUUUGUGGAGCCAAGAGUGGCAAACUUGUGGUGGAAUCAAUAAAGCUUAAACGUUUGAAAAUUAUCGUCAAAGAGGUCACCAUCAACUGUCCUAAUCUCGUGGAAUUGUCAAUAGACUGCAAUGAUAUCGAAUACAUUAACGCACCAAGAUUGGCACGGCUAAAGCAUGUCUCGCCCAAGCCCUUCCCCUUUGGAGGCUUUCCGAUGCUCAUUCAAGUGGAGCUGGAAGGAUCCGUGCCUUUCUCAGACCUGAGCUCGGAGCUGGGAAAUAAUCAGGACACGAUAGAAAGGUGGUAUCCUCAGAACGUGGUGUUGAAACAGCACUUGAGAUCAAUUGAAAUUUCCAAUGUGUUGUUUCAAGAAUUGUCGAUAUCGGCUGAUUAUGUGAGACUACGCAAUUGCAUUCUUCGUGCGGGCGCCUGGAUCAUGGCACGGAAACUCGAAAUCAAUGUAGCUGCUUUGGUCGUUGGUGAUAAAGGUAUAAGAUGUCAAGAGUUGAUUUGCAACGAAAUCGACCAAGUUCCUUCCAUGGUGGAGGCGGUUUCCCUUGUGUUGAGGCGUCCAAAAAAAGAGAACCUUUACUGGCAAAUUCAUCAUACCAGAACUUCGCCAUUAUCGGGGACUCAAGUCUUUGACGAUCAACCAUAG